AGUAUAUACUAUCAUUAUUUUGGUGAUGCUUCUAAAUUGACAAUAGAACCUUAUUCAUACCUGCAUGGACGAGUAUCAAGAGAGUAUAUGGUAUCGUCUAUAGUAAGAUCGAAAGUGGCUUUUCAAAGAGUAAAAAGGAAAGUAAACAUUUGGACCAUUUGAUGAGUAAAAGCAUUGGAUGUAAAAUCAAUACCUAAGCACUAUUUGAUGAAAAUGUGAAAAGUAUUAACAGUUUUAAUUAGUAAAAGAGGGACAGCUGUUAAUCUGACUUCAAAAGGGAUGGAGGUACCUCACCUCGCUGUGUGUCGUCUGCGUUUUAAUGGUAACAAUGAUAUAUAAUGGUAUCUUUUGUGUUUUGUCUGUGGAUACUUUUGACCGCCGCUAUUGCAGCAGUUUGGUCUGUGAGCCUGCUACAGCCGGUGUGGGUUCUUCACCCAGACAAUGUUCACUCGUUUGGACUACAGAAGUACUGUGUUAUAGACACCCAGGAGAGAGGGGAUCUCCAUGCCAGUGCGUUACAGAGGAAGUGCUUACCCUAUGGGAAAGAGUUACACAUUGGAAACAUUCCAUCAGGAACAUGGAGGGCGGCAUUUCUUCUCUUUUCUUCUGGAAUUCUCCUUUUCAUUGCUAGUGUACUUACUGGGCUAAUGUCGCUAUUCAUCCAAGGAAAAUGGGAUAAAUAUGUAUCCAUAACAACGAAAUACAUCCAAUCAACUGCAGUGCUUGUCGUCAUGUCCGCUCUUCUGACCUACCCCCUAGGAUUUGGAAGCCAUUUCUUCCGGUACUAUUGUGGAUCCGGGGCAGGACCCUAUUACACGGGGCAGUGUAGCAUGGGGUGGAGCUAUAUGCUGGCCAUAAUGGGCGUGUCUUUGUCCGUCUUCUGUCCAAUCUUAUGGAGUUUUAGGUGGAUUAAGCGUGAUGAUGUCAUGGAAGGAAUACCCGUUUAA
Molecule: messenger RNA, 947 nt
Organism: Saccostrea echinata
Lineage: Eukaryota; Metazoa; Mollusca; Bivalvia; Ostreida; Ostreidae
Product: LHFPL tetraspan subfamily member 7 protein-like
Exons: 3
Coding region: 339-947 (202 amino acids)
Cellular component (GO): membrane
Source: RefSeq, a predicted model, not a curated record